UGCCUGCCUGACAGCAGCAGCACAGCGUGGGUGUCUGCCUGUCACCCAGGGGCCCGUGUCAACAGCAGAGGGAAGAAGAAGAGCCGUAGAGGAGGAAACCAGAAAAUAAUACCGCUGCAGACAUGGACCUGCGGUCUGAGCUGCUCAAGUCCAUCUGGUACGGUUUCACGGCCCUGGAUCUGGAGAAAAGUGGGAAAGUGUCCAAGUCUCAGCUGAAGGUGUUGUCUCACAACCUGUGCACAGUUUUGUGUAUCCCACAUGACCCGGUGGCUUUGGAGGAGCACUUCAGGGAUGAUGACGACGGUCCGGUUUCCAGUCAGGGUUACAUGCCUUACCUCAACAAAUAUAUCCUGGAUAAGGUCGUGGAAGGUUCUUUUACUAAGGAAAACGUAGAUGAGCUCUGUUGGACUCUCACAGCAAAGAAAAACUACCAGCCGGACAGAACCAGCAGCACGAUUCUGCCGGAGAGAGAUGCUUUUCGACUGUGGUGCCUUUUUAAUUUUCUCUCUGAAGACAAGUACCCUUUAGUGAUGGUUCCUGAUGAGGUGGAGUAUCUCCUCAAGAAGAUCUGCAUGGCCAUGAGCAUCGAGUUCAACUGUGUGGAAUUAGAGGACUUCUUCUCCCAAGAUUCAGUGCAGCAGACCGGCAUUACUGUUUGGGUUUUCCUGGAGAUGAUGAACUCUGGAAAAGUAACCAGAGGAAUUGACAAGAGCAUUAUCAGCAUGGCUAUAGAGGAAGUUUACAGGGAGAUAGUUGGUGACGUCCUUAAAGAGGGUUAUCUGUGGAAAAAAGGUCAGCUGAGGAGAAACUGGAAGGAGCGCUGGUUCACGUUAAGGCCGAGCAACUUGGCUUACUACACCGGGGAGGACCGCAAGGACUGCCAAGGAAACAUAGUCUUGGAUGGGAACUGCUGCGUGGAGGUGCUGCCUGACCGAGAUGGGAAGAGGUGCAUGUUUUGUCUUAAAACCCUUUCCAAGACUUAUGAAAUGAGCGCAUCAGACACCAAACAGAGACAGGAGUGGACUACAGCCAUUCAAACGGCCAUCAGGCUCCACGUCGAGGGGAAAAAGUCUCUUCACAAAGACCUGAAGCUGAAGCGUCGGGAACAGCGAGAGCAACGGGAGAAAAGACGGCAGGCCAAGGAGGAGGAGCUGCAGAGGCUUCGGGCUUUGCAGGAGGAGCGGGAGCGUAAACUGGCCGAGCUGGAGCUCCUGAAGGAGGCGCAGAAGCAGGCUCAGGUCCUCCUGGAGCAGGACGAGCAGAGGAGGCGCCAGCAGCACGAGCAGCUCCAGAGGGCCCUGGAGGUCCAGCUUCGGGAGGCUGAGGAGGCCCGGGUCAGCAUGCAGGCGGAGAUGGCUCUGAAAGAAGAGGAGGCAGAGCGGCAGAGGAAGAGGAUCCAGGAGCUGGAGGAGAUGCAGAAGCGUUUGGAGGAGGCGCUGCAGCAGGAGAUUAAAGCCAGGCUGGAUGAGGAGGCCUUCCGCUACGCUCAAGCAGGGUUGCUGGCUGAGGAGGAGGAGAAGAUGAAGGCCCUGAUGGCUCUGCAGGAGGAGCAGGAGGAGUACAUCCUGAAGACGCAGAGGGAGAAGCAGGAGCUGAAGCAGGAGAUGGAGGCCAAAUCUCGGUCCCUGGAGGAGGCACAGAGGCAGCUGGAGGAGGUCCGCGCCAACAGGCACAGGGUUGACCAGGAUGUAGUGGCCGCUCAGAGGAAACUUCGCCAGGCGAGCACCAACGUCAAACACUGGAACGUCCAGAUGAACAGACUGAUGCGGCCAAUCGGACCAGGCGAGAAGAGACCGUCGCUGGGAAGCUCUUUCUCGGCCUUCCAGAUCCCGACACAGAGAGACCCGGGGCUGCGUCUCAGAAGGAGAUCGGGUUCUGAGGAUCAGGACGAGGAGAGCAAAGAAAAUGUCGACAGCAGAGCCGGGUGCGAUCACGAGAAACGUCACUCUCAUGCCUCUAACGGAGACAUGGACAUCCCCUAAAAUCGGAGGCUGCUUAGGUCUUUUCUUGUGAGGUUUUCUGACAAGGCAGGAGACGGUUGUGUCAUGCGUGAACAAUGUGAAAGCAGCAGGAGGAUAUCUGCACUUAAAACUGAAUUUACAGUACUACCAUUUCUAAUAAACGUUGAAUUUACUGACCUCAUGUUGUCACAGACAGCAACAGUUUGAAACAUUUCAAUGAGAAAGUGCAUUUUCAGUAUUCGCUGCUCACUAACGGUUUGACUGCAACCUGUGUGAGGCUUGUUCUGAACAGAAACGAUACCUCGGUGCAAAGAAAAUGAGCUGUGAGAAAGAUCCCGAAGGCACAAAGUUAGCUGUGAUGCUUAAAAAGUAAAUGAAGCUCAUUUGUUUAGCUCUGUAAUAUAGUGAGAUACCAAUGUGUCAUUUUUCUAUUUGUAAUUUUUUGUGAUUUGUAGAGGAAGGCUUCAGUUUUUGAUGCAGAAAGUUGAUUCAGUAUUAGAGUUUACCACAGUCGCUCCUGAUAAACAGGAAAGAGAGAGAGAGGUGAAAGAGAGAGCUCUCACUGAACUUCCUGUUUCUAAUGUCAGUUAACAUUAUUGUAAAUAAAAGAGUGAAAUGAUGCCAUCACCACA
Amphiprion ocellaris (clown anemonefish) is the source of this 2593-nucleotide messenger RNA. RefSeq names its product DEF6 guanine nucleotide exchange factor. The transcript has 11 exons. Gene Ontology annotation, cellular component: nucleus; cytoplasm. Bases 123 to 1982 code for a protein of 619 amino acids. NCBI's taxonomy places the organism in Eukaryota, Metazoa, Chordata, Actinopteri, Pomacentridae. The record is from RefSeq and is a predicted model, not a curated record.